Messenger RNA from Zootermopsis nevadensis, 5412 nucleotides. The record is from RefSeq and is a predicted model, not a curated record. Lineage: Eukaryota; Metazoa; Arthropoda; Insecta; Blattodea; Termopsidae.
UUGUUCUUUCCGGCGAUGCCGGAACAGUCACUGACAGAAUUCGAGGCCGUGAAUUUUCUGUCGGAAAGGCGGGCUGAUGCUUUUGAAUCGCAGAUUCAGAUGUCCGCGGAGGUGCUGGGAUGUUUCUCUACACGAAGUGCAAAUUGGGCGGGCGGGCGGUGUCUCCCGGAUCGCAGUCCGGGAGGUGUGUCCCACGCGCGAUCAGACCGCCAGUCGCAAGUCGCCGUCAUCAUGAGUCACACUGACGACAACGGAGUAGCAACGCUGAGCUGUACCGACUGCUCGACGUCGUCUAGUGGGACGAGCGACAUCACAGACCCCGGCUCGCCGUACAGCACCGCGUCCACCCAUUCCUCGGCGUCCGAGGGCAGCGACGACUGUUCUCCCCGCAAGAAUGCCGCUGUCUCGGCGACACUUUCUCUGCCGGCGCCACCAUACUGCGGCGUCGUGACGCCUCCGGUGCAGAGCCGCCACUGGGCGACGUCCGCCCCCUCCUGCAAAACUGUCUCUGCCAUGGCCCCCAACACACAGCAGCACUGCUGGCCCCCGCCCCCGCCACCACCUCUUGCCGUCACUGCCACCCCGCUAACACCGGUCACUGCCAACGUGAUUGCCAAUCUGCCCCUCAAGUCACUGAAACGUCAGACUGCCAUUACAAGCCACAAGACUGCCUCUGCUCCGUUUGCCGCAACCAAGAGACUAAAGGCGGAUCAUCACAGCAGCAAUAAUAAUAGUGUUACAGUUACUAGUCAUUGUGCCACACAGUGUGCGAAUAAGGGCAGGUGUUGUUGUAGUGCUGACAGUAAGAGCCACGAGGGGGACGCGCCUCCCCCGACCAAAGUUCCGCAACAGGGGAAGAUCACCGAGUACUUCAAGUCGCAGGUGAAGCCGCUGAACGGGAUCAAGAAGGAGCUGGCUGUGAAAUCUGGUUCUGGUGUGCAGCAGGGGAGAAAGGAACCCAAGUCGUGUGAGACUGCACCGAGCGCCAACAAGUAUUUUCCAAGUUUGCUCUCAGGUACAAAGUCCCCUGUAAGAAAUGUACCGCUGUCCAAAGCAAGCGACGUCGGAGGUUCUUCUCAGCCGUGGGCGAAAUCUUCCAUCGAUGGCAAGACUUCCAAGGUUUCGCAGAAAGUCGCAGCAGAUAAAAAGACUGGAGGGAUGGUGGCAGCGGUCGCAGCACGGAAGAUGUCUUCGUCCGCCGUGUCAAAGUUCCUGGAUACGAAGCGGAAUGGCCUGAAUAUUCCGUCGACCUCGUCGUCGUCUCAGAAGCUGUCCGCGCUGUUGUCACCUAAUACUGCCCAGAAGUCGCCAUCCCUGAGCCUUGUGGAAAGUGCACAAAAAUCUGCGUCGGCGACAACUGCCAGCGCCACUCUGAAGACGGCUCUGUCAUCCGAGACGGCGUUCAAGACCGGGAAGGAAGCCGUUCCUAAGCCAAAGACAAUCGCGUCUGAGCCGGACUGCGUGGCUUCGUUGUUGUGCGACAAGCCUACUCCAAUUUUGUCGGUGCCAACUACCAUCAGGUUUCCUGCCAUUCCUAGCGACAGCAGCAGCACCAGUAGCGGCAGUAGCGGCGUGGUACCUUCUAAACCCAACAGCUCACAGUUAGAAUCGCCCGACACAAUCGCCUGCCGCUGGUCAGAGUGUGGGACGCGCUUUGACACUAGUACUGGUCUGUUAGAGCACCUGCAGGCAAAGCACGUGAAUCCGCAGGCAUCCUGCGAGAAUUACGUGUGCCUGUGGGUGGGUUGCAAGGUGUAUGCCCGCACGUCUUGUUCCCGUUCGUGGUUGGAGAGACACGUUCUGAGUCACGGUGGGAACAAACCAUUUCGUUGCAUUGUGGAUGGAUGUGGCCAACGGUUUAGUUCACAGACGACACUGGAACGCCACGUGAAUGGCCACUUCAACCAGAGUGAGGCUGGAAAUGGGAGUGCCGGCGCACGUCGCAGCGUGGAGAGCGCCUCCAAUAAGUUGUUCCGUCGGAACGGCAAGAAGCUCCGAUAUCGCCGACAGCCCUGGUCAGCGCGCAUGUUCGACUAUUUUGACGCAGGGAUCAUGGAAGGACUGCAGCAUCGCCUGGUGAACAUGACCGAAGUGCAGACUCACGGCAACGUUGGAUCUGCAGCUGGCAACGCCGUUUCACUUCACAGUAAGGUGAUGGCACGACGUGUGCAGCCAGAUGGACGGAUGCAGGUUUUGGUGCGCUGGUAUCCUGAAGACAUUUUGCCGGAUGAGUGGGUGGCAGAGACGGAGGCCCAGAGUAGCCGCAGCGUGCCGAUACCGAGCCUUUCUGCCGCUGCCAUGACGACGCUCCAAGGCGUCCUGUUUGUGCCUGGGAGGAACAAGCAGCGUCGGAAACCCGCGAAGUCCACGUGAUGACCGGACUGUCAUUAGCAGGCUUACGUAACAGGAAAACUUGGAGUUUCACUCCGGCAAGAGACAAGAGAAGAAGAUGCACGUACCAAAGUGGACUGGACAGACAUUUCUAAGAAAGACGUGGAAUUCAGUAUUUCAGUUCCCUCUCCUACUUCUGAAACAUGUUUGAGCUAGGCCUAGUUCAUAGGACGAGCUGUUGAGUGUUAGUUUGUGUAUAGGUCUGGUUAAGCUGAGUAGAAUAAUAUGGCGAAGGAAUCUGAUUUUCCUCCAAAGCAAUCAGCCUAAGACCACACUGCCAAAUCGUGUGACCGCGUAUGUAUAUACAUAUAUAUAUAUAUAGAGAGAGAGAGUGAGAGAGACUUUUUUUAACAUUUCCUUCAUUGGCCAGACUGUGUGUGCGUGCGUGCAUGUUAUAGUUUCUUCCUGAACCGCAUGCCUUGCGCACAUUUAGCGCGCGCACUUCUUGUACAUAUGGUAUGAGACAUUUAAGUUGAAGGAAAUGGUAUAGCGAUUUAUAAUUUUUUUUUUUUUAACCUCAUAAUUGAUUAUUUAUGACAUGGUGAAUAUAACAGUGUCAGGUUUUAAGGUGAAAAGAAAAUAUGAGCCAAAAAUACUAGACACGUGUAACGAUCACUGCCAUUCUGAACUGCCGCUGUCUGUGUGUUUGUCAUUCAGUUAUUCGUGUUUGUUUGUAACGGAACACCAGGCAGACUUAGCAUAGUUGGAAGGGAAUACUUCUUGUUUUCCCUUCUGUUGUUUAUGUUGUCACUUUACUGCACUGUGCCAUAAUUUAUUAACUUUAGUGGAUUUGCAUAAGAAAAUCAAAACAACGGCUCAACUUCCCUGAUCUCCGUAAUUUAGGACCGAGGAAGGCCCGAUUCAGCGCGCUCAACGUAUGUUGUUUGUAUUUGCCUUUAACUCUAAAACUGGGGAAUUGUUCGCGUAGCGUGACGUCAAAACAGAAGAAUCGACGGAAGAGUCGUUUGUCGAGACGAGAUGCCCUACCUUGGCGUUGCCAUCAUUCAUACUAUUGCUUGAGGUUCUUGAUGCACAGUUGUUGUUUUUUUUUCAUCUCUGAAGUCUGUGGUACCAAAAAUAAAGAUAGGGAAAUUUGUACGGUCUCUGCCUGAAACAUUCCUUGAUGGGUGGCAACCCUCGAUUCUUUUGGUUCACAUUUUAGUAAUAAUUACCAGUAAGAAAAGCAUGCAGUGUGUCGGUGUGGCUACACUGCUUCUGCCCUGAUCGUGGCAUAUUCAAAACAGCGUGUUCCCUUCCUGCAUUUACUGGUGUAUGGGUUGUACAUAGCGUCGGUACUGCCACUACAAUUAGUACUACUACUGAUAACAGCUGUUAACUGCUGUAAUGGAUGACCAGGUCAUUCAUUUUACAUUUGUUUUUGUUUGUUCACGAUCUCUAAUGACAUGCCACCUCAUCUGCAUUUCAUAAAUUGUGUUACUGCUGCCAUCUGGAGGUUGCAAGUGGAGUGACUUACUGACUAUGAAUGAACGGGUGUGUCGCAAAGACGGCGGUGGGCAAACAUGUUAUAAGGAGCCUGCUUUGAGCUCUCUGUUGAAUGAUUCGGAAGCAGGAGAGCUUGGCAGGGGACACUGGGACGUUCAGUACGAACUCAUGGGAAAAUCAGGGAUACUUUAAAGUGAUUUUAAAUUUUAAAUUCGAUAGUUUUCUAACUACAUGCUACUACUGUGAGAUAUAUUUUUUGCCAAGACUGAAAAUGCAAGUUCCCCUGCCCCAGUCAUAGUAUGGACCCGAGCAGCAAGGAUGAUGACCGCGGUGCAGCCGGACCGCGUCUUUGCUCCGCACCCGUCUCUACUCUCGUGCCUUCGUGAUUUACUUGUACAUAAUGUGUCGUGUAGCGGACAUAUCCAAACCCACCUGAGCAGACUGUUAUUUGACCCGGGCUUUCUGGUAUCCGUGCUGUAUGUAUGUAUGUAUGUAUGUACUUGUAUAUUUGUAUAGAGGAGUAUCAACUAAUUUAUUUAUAUAAAGAGUAGGACCUAAGACUGUAUUUUACUACUUAAGAGAGAAAAGUUGUCAGUAUUAGUUGUUUAGAGACGUGCAUGUGCUUUGAAUGUCGGUAGAGCAGGUCCCUAAUCGUUUUACAAGUCGCUCGGAUGAAAGCCGGAAAGCCCGGCCGUGAGCGGCCGCGUGCCGUUACGUCGUCAAGUAUGGGAUUGCCGUGUUUGUGACCCCUUUCCACUCCAUUUCUGUCGGUGGUCCACACUGUGCACGCUCUCACAAGAGAUGGCACGGCUACACGCGAGAAUGUCGGAUUUAUCCCACUGCCAAAUUAAUUAGUGGACGGUGUCAAAGGUGGGAGUGGAAAGGGUCCAGUAUCGUUCUCUGAGCUUGUCAUGUGCAUUGAAGGCGGGUUUCUCUGUCUGUGUAAAUGUUACCUUUCACAACAGCCGAGUGAUGGCGACAAACAGAACGAUCUGUUUCGAGAUGUUGCGGCACGCUGUGUGGCAGCUCGACAUUUGAACAGUCAUUGUUUUCAAGGGUGGAGAAAGCACAAUUCCACUUAUUUUAUGCAUUUGUGAGAGAAAUCCACUGCGUUGUGUUCUAUCAAAACAUUUCAGAAACUUUUUUACGUUUUUUUUAUUUAAGUUUGUAGGUGUGUAGUCAGGAUAUGUAGUUCUAGUGAAAACAAGGGAAAUUUGCUGUAAAUGAGUUGUUUAUCCUUUUAAUUAUAAACAAAUUUAUUUCAUUUUUAAAGUAAUUUUUUUUGAACUGCUGUAACAAAAUCUACCUCAGUUACUUUAAGGUUUGACCACCAUGGUUUGUUCCGUUCCCACCUGCACAAGCAUGUGCUGCUACCUGCCCACCUGCCUGCCAAUUGCUACACUUCGAGGAACAGACUGGAAAUGGUGGCAUUUCACGAUAAUAUUGUGUAUAGAUUACUUCAUUUUCUUUUUAAUAUUAUUAUUUGUGUGUGUGUGUCUGUCAGAGGGUGGGUGCUGUUAAAUAUCAAGAAUGAAUGUUCAACUGUUAUUUAAAGAAAUAUAAUGCUGUAAUGAGGAA